GUCCGACCAAUCAGAAUAUGUGCUUGAAAAUUCAAAAGCUUUUCCAACUUGAUUUUUGAAUUAGCGGCGCCUUACUUCCCAAUCUGGAUAUAUAUUCCGAUCUGGAUAUUCAUUUCUUACAACAAAAUUGUUUUAAUACCCCGAACGAGAUAUAGUUUGAAAUUAUAUCCUGAUCAGGAUAUUAAAACAUUUUUGUUGGUUAGUGUAAUUUCUAACGUUCACAUUAACAUGUUUUUUAUCAAAUCUAAUUAGUUUGAAAGGGUAGUUGCCGUGCCGUGCAAUAUGAGUACAAAUGCCGUAACACCUGGAAUGAUGUUCUCUUGGCAUCUUCAGAAAUGCUGGCUGCACACUUGUUAUAUGUUUUAAAAGAUACAGCAAGUUGUGAUUCACUUAUAAAAGACAUAAGGCAGUUUAUCUGCACGGAUGAAUAGUUGGAAAAUUCCCCGUUAAACACAAAGUACGUACACUUAUACAUUCUCAACGCAUGAGAAAAGAAAUGUGUUUCAAUAUAUGUAUACAAGUUUUUACGAUGAAAUUUUGUGUUUUAUACCCCGAUCGGGAUAUUAAUUUUUUUCUAUAUCCUGAUCGGGAUAUAGGAUUAGACUCUUAAGUUCAGAGGGAAAAACGGGUUUCUGAACAUCAAAACCGGCAGAAAAGAUAUUUCAAAAAGAGCCUCAUGCUCCAAAAUAUUAAAAGAUGGAUCAAAUUCUAUUCUAAGUUCCACACUAUAUUUAUCUUAAUUAGUUUUGGACGCUCUUUCGAAUGACUUAAUCAGAAUUUUUUUUCAGUCACUCAUACCUGAGAUGAAGAGUAUGGCACUUUUGACUUUAAAUCGCGUUUUCACUCUAAGGAAAAAGCUUUUCAAAAUUAUUUUUUUUACCAAAAUGUAGCCCGCGCUCUCUUCUAUCUAUUGAUAUAGUUUUCAUAUUUUGUCGGCGCCUAUACAGCAUAAAAAAAGAUUUUUAUCAACCGUACAAAUAAUUUUUGCCACCGGAAGACUUUCAUUUUUCGGCCUAAUGGGCCUACAAAGAGCAACAAUGAAUAUUUCUAACUUGUUUUAUCUACAAAUAUACUAGGGAAAGCGGAGGAUAUUUUAGCGUAAACCGCUUGUCAAAAGCUUUUUUUGUUACCGAGUUAUGAUUAAAACAAAAUCGUACAAGUAAUUUUUGUCCCACUGUAAGAACUUGGUUUCUGUAGACCUACCUAGAGAAGGUCUGUGAGCCAGACAGAUUAUGAUAUUUUGAUCAGCAUCAACAAAAAUUCUACAAAAAGUCUGCUACAGUAAAAUCAAAAUAACCACUAAGGAACACUUCCUCAUCAGUUAAAGUAGAAGUUCUAACGUUUGCACUCAAACUACAUCUGUCAUAGUGAAUUGCUACGAAUGUUAGAAAUCAUGUCUGAAAAUAUUCCUGUUACUCAAACAACCACAAUUUCUGAAAUAUUAAAUAUUUGCACAAUUCAACCAAAAUAAAGAGUGCACAGAAACUUGAGUAUAAAAUUGCUACGAAGAACAUCAAGAGGUUUUUAUAAAAUCUAAAUUCAGUUUUGUUUGAUUUUCAAGCUUUCGAUCCUUAACUUCCACCAUCAUCAAGAAAAUAUGACAAAUGUAAAUGUAAAAUUGAUAAUAAUGGGUGAAUGUCACUAGAAAAAUAGCAUAAACAGAGUAGAGAAAAUGGAACAUAUUGUCACUUGAAUUAUAUGUUCAAGAGAAAGAAGGUGUGAAAGACAUAAAAAUGAAUUAUAUUAUCUUUAUGGAAAGUAACUUUUAUUGUUGUUUUAUCCGAGAGAGGAAGUGUAAAAAACUACUUUAUUUCCACCGAUACAUGAUAAGAUUCGGAUCUUAAAGAAAUAUACAAAAGUCAAAUAUUUGAUAUAUCAUUCUUUCUCAAUGACAAGAAUCUCAAGGUAGAUUAUAUGGUUAAAAGCUCAUUUCAUGUGUUCUGUAUGUGUGGACAGUUAAAUAAGAGUGUCUAAGCAUUGGCAUGAACUCAAUUUUACAUAUAUGUAACAAACGUUCGUUGACAGAAAGAGAAAAUUUGACAACUCUAAGCUUUCGGAAUACUUUCGUGUGUAUGAUGUUAGUACGUGUAAUAUUACUCAUUAUUAACAUCGAAUUCUUUUCUUCUGUACAUAUUUUAUUUUUUUUGUUUGUUUAAUUCUCCACGCUUAUCGAAACUCCAUGUAAUAAGACAUCCCUGUUUUUUGGCAGGUACUUUUCACCUGUAAAAAGAGCAGAAAAAAGUUUUUUGUUUUAUAAUAUUUUUGUUAUUUAUAUUGUAGUACUUCAAAAUUUUUUGGUUACAAUAUGCUUAAAAAACAAUCAUAACCUUGAAUUAUAGAAAGAUUAUGUAUAAAUAAGAAAGAAAAAAAAAACCUGUUUUUCUAAGUCUGAAACAGCUCAGUUUAUAUCAAUCUUACAAUAAUAAUGUAUAUGUGUUCCAGUUGGUGAUGACAUAGCAGUUUAUAUUUCACUCAAUUUAUCUGAAGGAUAUCUCUAGUGAUUUUAAUUAAAAGUAAGACAUAGUUUACACAACUGAAUAUGAUUUUGCAAUGUCAAAGUGUCUGUAUUUUUUGACAAUGCUUAAUUCGCCGUCUAAUCGUGGUUUUAGGGAUCACUACAGUAAACCAAACCAUCAACUGAUCUCAGUGCUGAUCUCAGUCAGUUACUUUUUUGUUCGAAAAUGUUUUGUGUUUGUUAAACUUUAACAAAGUUAGAAAUCAACUUUACUUGAAAAGAACUGAAGUAUUACCUUUUUAUCGGAUGUACCUACAAAAGAGAAAUAGUCUCCUUCCUUAUGUAUUAUGGUACUCUUGGUUUUGCACUAUUUUAUGCCUUAUUUCUAAGUAUUCGUGAUAAAAUUAGUUUUACGAGUUGUUGAUUUUACGAUGUUGUUCAGAUUUUUAUAGUUAAGAUUUCAAAAAUUCUGCUGCAUGUUUUACACGUUUGUUGAAAGUCUUGUGAAAUAAUCGGAUCUGAUCUUUGAAAACACAUGAACGAUUUGUUCAUCUAUAUAACGAUCUUGCAGCAUGUGGAAAUUUUAGCAAAAUUUUUUUUUCUUAUCGGACUCAACAAUAGGUACAGUUUUUGACGCUGAUUGUGAACAUCAACUUUAAAUCGAAGGUAUAAAUUUCAUAUUGGGGAAUCUCUAAAUUAAAAUUUUUUGAAAAUUUUUCUUCACUCACUUAUUUUCUAUUAAAAUUAUAAGAACGCGCCCAUUCGAUGGAAAAUCAAAUUAUUUACAAAACUGACUCUUUUGAUCGAAAAGUGCUUAUGGCAAAGUCAUUUUAUACAGGAACCCAAGUUUGACUAAUUUUUCAAUAAAAUAUUUUAGGCCUCUUUUUCUGAGAGAUUUUACCCAAAUUAGAAACUUCUUUUUGAUUUAAAUUUUUGCUGAAUUUGAAAGAGGACAGUUGAUUGUAAUAUCUACCCGUCUAAACUAGAUUUCUGAAACACGUUUCAGAAUCUGUCAGAAAUACAAAAUUUUCCUAAAACAUCAAUAUUAAGCCAAGCGCACCACUGAAAAGUCCAAGGGGUCUAUUAUCAAAAUCCAUGAUGACCUAGAUGUCGGCGAAGGCUUUUGGCAACGUUUUCUAGAACGACUGGUAAUGUACAGAACAACGACAAUCGUAGAUCCUGCAAGUCGAGUUAUUGCGGUAGCUGCUGGUGUUUUCGGUUUUAUUGCCCUUGUUCUUGCCAUCGUUGGGACGGCAACUCCAUCUUGGUAUUAUAUAAACAUAUCUGGCAAUACUCAAUAUUAUAAUUUUUUCACGCAGUGCGUAGGCAGUUUAGUCAAUGAUACAUCUCAAUGUGUAGAUAUGCAGCGUAACACUAAUUUAGGCCUGAUUACACAGCAUGCCGGUGCUCUAGCUGUUGUAGGUCUUAUAUUUCUUGGAUGUGGAACAAUAAUUGCAUUUGCAAUGGCUUGCAUGCAGUUCUCCGGGAUUCUUAGUCUUAUUUCGCCCAUAUUACUCUUUCUUGCAUCAUUAUUUAUGCUUGCCUCGUUAGCUGAAGGAUCUCGAGUCACACUUUACAAUAGUUAUAGCGCAAAUUUAUUUCAAACAGCGCAUUUAUUGACAUUCUUCUCGAUGGGAUUAGCGGCAUUUGCCGCUGGAGAAUAUUUCUUAAAUCAAGGUUUAUCAGCAGUUUUGGGAGCCAUUGGCAGUCGUGGUAUUCAAGAUAUCUUUUCAGGUUUCACCUCACAAAUUACAACACUUGUUCAAGAUGGCCAAACUGCUUUAAACGGCGUUGUUAGUAACUUAACACAGAUUGUUAGCGGAGUUUUAGAUGCAUCAAAAACCACACUGGGAACUAUUACAAGAUCAAUUGAUGGGUCAUGGUUUGAAUGUAUUGAACUCACUCGGAUAAACAAUCAACGAUUUACAUGGAACAAUCAUCGGUGGUCGUUAAAGAAAGUUGGUUGA
Molecule: messenger RNA, 4422 nt
Organism: Didymodactylos carnosus
Lineage: Eukaryota; Metazoa; Rotifera; Eurotatoria; Philodinida; Philodinidae
Source: the annotation of a GenBank genome assembly